This is a messenger RNA of Lottia gigantea (owl limpet), 1101 nucleotides long. RefSeq lists its product as hypothetical. The record is from RefSeq and is a predicted model, not a curated record. Lineage: Eukaryota; Metazoa; Mollusca; Gastropoda; Lottiidae. The transcript is spliced from 7 exons. Bases 1 to 1101 code for a protein of 366 amino acids.
AUGCCAAAAUAUGUUUUCGUUGAUCUACCAGAUUACAAUCAUAUUAUCAAUCCUGCAGUCCGAAAAACUUUCUUUCAUAACAAAAACAUAGCUACUAUAAUUGGCAUCAUUAGUACCAAGAAAACACGUGGUGUUAACACUAGGCAUAAUAGGUUAUUGGCAAUCCAUUUUGAAAGUGUUGUACUCAAACACUAUACACUUGCGAAUGAAGAAUUGCCAAUUAUUAAUGAGGUUCCGCCUGCAGAAGUGGCGGGAAUCAUAACUGGUGCUGUCACAGUCGUUAUCCUAGCAACAGUCGUCGCCAUUUUAUGUUGGCGUUUCCCGUCAUGUCGAUCAAGAACAUUUUGGGAUAAAAGUAUUAAAAAGGUUUUACGAAAAUUAUACGGAAAGUGUAAAAAACAACCAAAGAAAGAAGAAAAGAAACAUUUAAUAUUCGGACCUUUAAUUCGAAAGCGGAGUCGUGAUGAGCCGCCAUUUGUUGUUCCUCAAAUUUUUGUGGAUUAUGGAAGCAGGAGGACUUCUUAUGCAUCUGCUUCAGAUCACGUGAUGCUAGGAGCAUUAGCUCUGGACUUGCGCAGAAGUUCCGGAAGUAGUUGUGGUAGCAGACGAACGUCAUAUUCAUCGGACAUUGAUCGUAGAGGAUCCGGAAGUAGUUUGUGUAGUCGACGAACGUCGUAUGGUUCCGAUUAUGAUCGGAGAGGUUCUGGAAGUAGUAUUUGUAGUCGGAGGACAUCGUUAAUUUCCGAUCCGUCCGACCGACGUGGAUCUGGAGCUAGUAGUAGAAGUAGUAGGAAAGGUUCUGAUGGAAGUAGAUUUGAUGAUACGGACGUUUCAUUCGCAGAUUUCUCUGACUCUGAGACUCUAGAGCUAGAAGAGAUGGUGAGAGAACAGGGUGUACGGGCCAGUGUUGCUGGUAUUGGUAUAGGUGCUGGUAGAAGGAUCAGUGUUGACGCUAGUGGAUUAGAAGGCCGACAGAUACCACCUUACAGACGCAGUCACUCUCUGGCUGAACUGAAGAAACCAUUCAGACCAAUACCAACUGAAGGACCUUGGGCCACGAUUUCCAAAUUUUUAGAUAUUCUUCGCCUUGAUAAAAUUUAG